Messenger RNA from Culex quinquefasciatus (southern house mosquito), 479 nucleotides. RefSeq lists its product as uncharacterized. The coding region runs from base 19 to 351 and encodes 110 amino acids. The transcript has 2 exons. The record is from RefSeq and is a predicted model, not a curated record. NCBI's taxonomy places the organism in Eukaryota, Metazoa, Arthropoda, Insecta, Diptera, Culicidae.
GGCUUGACUUCAAAAUUUAUGGCUGCUCGAAGUUUCACUCAAAUUAAAAUAAAAUCCUCCCAAAAUGGUCAACAAAAUCGACUCCAACGACCACGAGCCCACGGACAAGAAGCGCAGGAAUUCGACCUAAGUGGCGGAACCGUCCUGACGAAGCUCCAAGAAGGAAAUCUAUACACGAACAUGGUUGCUUUCGAGGAGCAGAAAGCGGCCAAACGCAGUCCGGAUUCCGACUCGAAACUGUUUCACGCGACCUGUGAUGAGCUUGACGAGAUUGUGACGCUGAAGAAGGAGGGAGCGGCGUCGGAGGAGGUUCAGGGAAGAUUGCGGAGAAGCGGAUCGAGGGUUUGUUAGCGAGGAACCAACGGCGGCUGUGUUGAAAAUUUUGUAACUGUAGGAUGCGAAAAUUAUGAAUGAAAAAUAAGAUGCUGAGAAAAAAAUUAAGUCGCGAAAUAAAGUUGAAAAAUUGGAAAUUGGAAAAA